GAAGUGGCAGGGUACUUGCAUUUGCAGACAACCUGACAUCCUCCGGUGCUUUCAGGGCAAUUGCAAGUUGAUUACGUCUAGAUUGCAGAAGGAUGGCACUGUGCUGUUUGACUGUACUACAGAAUCUGGUGUGAUGCUCGGCCGUAAAGAUCCCCAGGAAGUAUUUCCAUUACGAUCUAUAGCUUGCACCAGUCUCGAUCUCCACAGCAAGAGGCAGUCACAACAGAACAACUCCCAGUCUUACUGUCAAUGAGCAAUAAGCCGCUAGCCGUUUACAGGCUCUUCUUGAGAUCCAUCAGAACAGCUUUCAAGGGCGACGCUUUCAUGCUCACCUCAGCAAAGCAAGAAGUGCGCGCUCGCUUCCAGUCGGCUGCAGGCGUCACAGAGCCCAAGGAGAUAGAGAAGCUCUGCGCAGAGGGGCGGGACGCAGCGCAGUUCCUGACACAGUACGUGGUGCAGGCGAAGCUGAAUGACCGCGGCAAUUUUGCCAUGAUUGUGGAGCCCCACCACACAGACACUGUGGCGGAGGAGGCGGCUCUGCGGCCCGACAAGCCUCUUUGAGCUGUUGCAAGCUUGGGGAGUGGCUCCGAGCCAGUCUGAGCUUGACAUGUGAUCUCUGCAACCUGGUAAGAACUGUCGCAGAGUGUCGACAGCACAUGCUGCGAAAAGGUGACCUUGUGUGUCACCUUUGUUGACACUCAAAAAGGAGACCUUGGAACCGUGAACUAAUCUGGAUUGAACAGACCAAGCUUUCUUGCUGGCGUGCAUGGCAUCCAGCUGACCAUUGCUCGAAUGAAUUUAGAGGCCGGAUUUGGAUUGAACUACUUUGAACAGUUCCACAACAGUCUUGCCGCAAUGUUGUGUUUGCCCAAUGUCUUUAAGGGCACCGUACUUUGCCUUCAAGGUACGAUCUGUCAGAGUCUCAGACUGCCGGUUCCAUAUGACCUGUCAUGGGCUGCUACAUCAUGUGACUCACUUCAAAGCCCUCAGGUCACCCAAUUGAAUAUCCCUGCAACUGGGAGACACUGUGCCGCAUCAUAUACUACAGUAGUAUAUAUGCUGUAUAUAUCGCAAUCAAUAUAUAUUGAUUGCGACUGCAUUGUUGCAUCAGCCUG
This is a messenger RNA of Coccomyxa subellipsoidea C-169, 1115 nucleotides long. RefSeq lists its product as hypothetical. The record is from RefSeq and is a predicted model, not a curated record. NCBI's taxonomy places the organism in Eukaryota, Viridiplantae, Chlorophyta, Trebouxiophyceae, Coccomyxaceae. The transcript has 4 exons. Gene Ontology annotation, biological process: mitochondrial respiratory chain complex III assembly. Bases 250 to 561 code for a protein of 103 amino acids.